This is a messenger RNA of Fusarium musae, 1251 nucleotides long. RefSeq lists its product as uncharacterized. The record is from RefSeq and is a predicted model, not a curated record. Gene Ontology annotation, molecular function: phosphatidate phosphatase activity. The coding region runs from base 1 to 1251 and encodes 416 amino acids. Lineage: Eukaryota; Fungi; Ascomycota; Sordariomycetes; Hypocreales; Nectriaceae. The transcript is spliced from 3 exons. Gene Ontology annotation, cellular component: actin cortical patch.
AUGGCGGACAAACUAGACUUUGAUCCAAGCGCUUUCGCAGCCGAUAUGCAACUGCGCACUCGAAAGACCCGAAACUUUGACAAGAUCGAGCACGAUCUGCCCGAUCCCAAAUCCGCUGCUUUUCAAAAGACACAAGCUGCUGCUCUCUCAGCACCUGUCAAUGUCUCAGCCUGGCUCUCACGCUUUGCACAAUGGAACCCCUUCGGAAAAGCCGUCGAUGCUGGCGAUAUAGUGUGGUUGAUGGAUAACACGGCGUACCGAAACCCCGAGACCGACCAGUGGGAGGCCGAGUUUGUCGCUGCAGUAUUCGAGAACGAGCCUAAGUGUCGCGUGGCGGAUAUAGUGUCUGGAGUUGCUUCAACGUUGGGGUUGGCGGACGAUGCGGCCGAGCGCGAUGUUAUCGAGAAGAGAAUCAUCCCGUUCCUCUGGGAUAUUCAAGCAGGGAGAGUUUUCUGGAUCGAGCAUAAGAAGAAGGAGAUUAAGUUGGGACCGACGAGUAUUAAUGGUAUUACCACGAGCGUUGAGCCUCUUCAUCACGCCCAUAAGGGGUCGGUAGUUGAUGCUACGGCGUUGGUAUCCCAAGGCACUCAAGGGCUUCAUGACAUGCAGACUUACUAUGCUGGACCUGAGGGUUGGGCCAUCAUAUCCGAUGUCGACGACACCAUCAAAGUCACCUUGACCAGCGAUCCACUAGGCAUCCUCAAGACCACCUUUGUCGACGAGCCAACACCGGUUCCUGGCAUGCCAGAGCUUUACUCAGAGCUUCAGACUCUUCUUCCUCGCGAUACUCCUUGGUUCUACCUCUCAGCAUCCCCGUACAACCUGUACCCUCUUCUUCGAGAAUUCCGAGAUCGCUACUUCCCGCAAGGCACAUUGAUACUCCGAGAUUCGAGCUGGCGUACCGUAGCUGGCUUGUUGUCGGCGCUGACAAUGGGAACUGAGGAGUACAAGGCAGAUCGCAUGAAGAAGAUUCACUCGUGGCUACCAAAAAGAAAACUCAUUCUCAUCGGCGACUCGACACAAUCCGAUCCCGAGGCAUAUGGCGAGAUCUAUCGAACGUUCCCAGGCUGGGUCAAGAUGAUACUCAUCCGCAAGGCCACAGAUGUCGCUGCUAUUGGUAUUGAAGAGAAGAACCAGCUGGAGAGAUUUGAAAAGGCAUUCAAGAACGUACCGGUUGAAGCAUGGCAUGUUUUUGAGGAACCGAGUGAGUGUAGGAACAUUGUUCGGGAUGUCGUUCGUAAGAGGAAUUGA